Messenger RNA from Mauremys reevesii (Reeves's turtle), 1873 nucleotides. Its product is annotated as fatty-acid amide hydrolase 1-like. Gene Ontology annotation, molecular function: amidase activity; fatty acid amide hydrolase activity. Lineage: Eukaryota; Metazoa; Chordata; Testudines; Geoemydidae. The transcript has 15 exons. Gene Ontology annotation, biological process: fatty acid catabolic process. Bases 20 to 1747 code for a protein of 575 amino acids. The record is from RefSeq and is a predicted model, not a curated record.
GUUGUCCCCGGGAGCCGCGAUGGGAGCCGGCGCCUCGGCCAUCUCCGCCCUGCUCUGCGGCGCGGCCGCGGCCGCCCUGCUGCUGCGCUGGCGCGGGAGGCGCGGGCUCCGCCGGGCGGUGGCCGAGGCUGGCCGGCGGCGGCAGCUGGCGCUGGGGCGGAUGGAAGAGGCCGCCGGGCGGUUUCGGGAGCAGAAUCCUGAUGUAGAUGCAGACGCCAUCCUGUCUCUCUCCUUGGUGGAGCUCUCUGAGAAACUCCGGGACGGUUCUCUUUCCCCAGACUGGGUCUUCUAUACCUACAUGGACAAGGCCCUGCGAGUGACCAAGGAAAUCAACUGUGUGACUGAUUACCUCCAGGAGUCUGAAUCCCAGCUUCAACAAGUGAAAAGACAGAAGAAAAAGGACUUGCUGUAUGGGGUCCCAGUCAGUAUAAAGGAUUCCAUUAACUGUAAGGGCCACGAUUCCACCCUGGGGCUUGUGAAACGUCUCAAUCAGCCUGCUGCUGAGGACUCCGUGGUGGUGCAGGUGUUAAAGAGACGGGGGGCGCUUCCAUUUGUGAAGACCAACGUUCCCCAGUCCCUGUUAAGCUACGACUGCAGUAAUUUAAUCUUUGGCCAGACAGUGAACCCUCUGGACCACAGCAAAACGCCUGGCGGCUCCUCCGGAGGAGAAGGGGCGCUGAUUAGCAGCGGCGGAUCCAUCCUGGGCAUUGGGACGGAUAUAGGAGGAAGCCUCCGUAUUCCAGCAGCCUUCUGUGGGAUUUGUUCGCUCAAAGCCACUGGGGGCAGACUGAGCAAGAAAGGAAUGGUCUCCAGUAUUCCGGGGCAGAAAUCAGCUGUAGUAGGGGUGGGGCCAAUGGCGAGGGACGUGGACAGCUUGGUUCUGUGCAUGAGGGCACUCCUGUGUGAAGACAUGUUCCACUUGGACACCACUGUGCCGCCAGUGCCCUUCAAUGAGGAGGUGUUCUCCAGCUCACGGCCCCUCCGCGUGGGAUAUUAUGACACUGAUUCUUUUACAAUGCCAGGUCCUUCCAUGAGACGGGCGGUUUUGGAGACCAAGCAGCUUCUGGAGAAUGCAGGCCAUACGCUGGUGCCGUUCAAACCCUGUCGUAUCGAACACCUGAUGUUUGCUAUUUCUGUAAGAGGAUUGUUUGCAGACGGGUGCUCCACCUUUUUGGACCACUUCAAAGGGGAACUAGAAGAUCCCAACAUUAAACACUCACUUCUGUUUUGUAAAGCACCAGGCUGGCUGAGAAGUCUCUUGUCCUGGAUUUGCAAACCAAUAGUGCCUAGAUUAGCAAAAGUCCUGGGAAACAUGAACGAGAGGUCGGUGAAAGAACUCUGGAAACUUCAUUGUGACAUUGAGGAGUACUGCCAAGAAUUCAUUGCCGAAUGGAGGAAGCUGGACCUGGAUGUGAUGCUGUGUCCGGUUGUGGGCCCUGCUUUUCAGGUUGGAUUUCCUGGGAAGCUCUCAGUGACAGCGAGUUACACUAUUUUGUAUAACUACUUGGACUUCCCCGCCGGGGUUGUGCCCGUCACUGCGGUGACGAAGGAGGAUGAGGAAGAGCUGAAGACCCACAGAGGACACUAUAACGAUUGGUGGGACAAGGUCUUUGUAAAGGCUAUCCGGGGAGCCGUGGGGCUGCCUGUCGCCGUUCAGUGCGUGGCUCUGCCGUGGCAGGAGGAGCUGUGCCUGCGGUUCAUGAAGGAGGUGGAGACGCUGACCCGAAAGAGGCAAAGAAACCUUUGAACGACCGGCAGGAUGGAACGCUGCUGGGUACAAUGUUCUUCGCCUGUGGCAGCCAGCCAUCUGCGUCAAGCAGUGAUGUUAAUUGCACAACCUUUGUUUCAUUAAAUAACUUGAUGGUGCUUUCCA